AUGUUUACUCGUCCUUCUGGUUGCUUUUUGAAAACUUUCAUCGCUCAUGGUCGAUGCCUCAGCGAAACCAAACGUGCAUUGUCCAAUGGUUCAUUUGUUCGCCAGCUUUUUGAACAAAUUACAUCAACAUAUACUUAUAUCAUCGCCGAUGGAAAAUCUCGAGAAGCCGUUAUUAUUGAUCCAGUGAUCACAACAGUUGCGCGAGAUGCUCAACUUUUGAAACAGCUCGGUUUACGUUUACGAUAUGCAAUUAAUACUCAUGUUCAUGCCGAUCAUAUUACUGGUAGUGGUAAACUGAAAGCAUUGAUACCUGGAUGUCAGAGUGUUAUAAGCAAAGUUAGCGGGGCAAAAGCAGAUGUGUUCAUCGAAGACGGUGAUGUGAUAACCAUCGGUGACAAAAAAGAUGGUUUGGCACUCGAAUGCCGAUCAACGCCCGGUCACACAAAUGGUUGUAUGACUUAUGUUUGGCAUGAAGGUGCCAGUGUUUUUACUGGUGAUUGCGUUCUUAUUCGAGGAUGUGGACGAACAGAUUUUCAACAAGGUGACUCGAAUAAAAUGUACAAAGCAGUACAUGAGCGGAUAUUCACAUUACCUGAUAAUUUCAUCGUUUAUCCUGGUCAUGAUUAUACCGGUCAAACUAGUUCAACGAUUGCAGAAGAAAAAAAUUUCAAUACCCGCUUAACGAAAUCACGUGAAGAAUUUAAUAGAAUUAUGAAGGAGCUUAAAUUAAGCUAUCCAUUACAAAUAGACAAAGCCGUUCCUGCGAACAUGAUUUGUGGUAUAUUACCCGAACCAUAA
Adineta ricciae is the source of this 798-nucleotide messenger RNA. NCBI's taxonomy places the organism in Eukaryota, Metazoa, Rotifera, Eurotatoria, Adinetida, Adinetidae. The record is from the annotation of a GenBank genome assembly.